This is a messenger RNA of Balaenoptera musculus (blue whale), 2273 nucleotides long. RefSeq names its product methyltransferase like 1 (gene METTL1). Gene Ontology annotation, cellular component: tRNA methyltransferase complex. Gene Ontology annotation, biological process: RNA (guanine-N7)-methylation; tRNA methylation. The record is from RefSeq and is a predicted model, not a curated record. Bases 466 to 1266 code for a protein of 266 amino acids. Gene Ontology annotation, molecular function: tRNA (guanine(46)-N7)-methyltransferase activity. The transcript has 6 exons. NCBI's taxonomy places the organism in Eukaryota, Metazoa, Chordata, Mammalia, Artiodactyla, Balaenopteridae.
CCUGGAGGUGGAAUGAGGAGCUGCCUCCCUAGCUCCGGUCCCCAGCGCACACACGAUGGGACUCACGCCGGACCACGGGGGUCAGACCCGGUCGACUGCUCGGAGAGCGGGAGAAGGGGAGAGGAAGGAGGAUUAAUUCACCGUAGGAAGCGGGGUCCCUGGACCCCUCUCACCUGCGGGGUGCACGGGGGCCUGCAACCGGGGUGGUAACACAGACCAAACAGAAGCAGGCUAAGGAAAGAGGCUGGGUGCGGGUCUGGCCUUGCCAGCCCAGUUAAAGACCAGCGGCGCGGAGGCGCCCUCCCGCGCGGCCCCUCUGCGGUCCUCCCUGCCCAGCCCGGCAGAAUUCACUCCUGGGGCUUUAAGGGGUGGGCUCUGCUCACUACGUGCCUUCGUGCGUCAUUCUCGUGCGCCCUGAGCCUCGGUCUCCACGUGGGUUCGGUGGUUAAACCCGGGCUGGGGAUCAUGGCGGGAACGGAGACUGGGGACGCCGCAGCAGGAGCCGAGGCCCCUCAGCCUCAGAAGCGCUACUAUCGGCAGCGGGCUCACUCCAACCCCAUGGCGGACCAUACGCUGCGCUACCCUGUGAAGCCAGAGGACAUGGAUUGGUCUGAGCUAUACCCAGAGUUCUUUGCUCCACUGACUCAAAAUCAGAGCCACGAUGACCCAAAGGAUAAGAAAGAAAAGAGAGCUGAAGCCCAAGUGGAGUUUGCAGACAUAGGCUGUGGCUAUGGCGGCCUGUUAGUGGAACUGUCACCGCUGUUCCCAGACACGCUGAUUCUGGGUCUGGAGAUCCGGGUGAAAGUCUCAGAUUAUGUGCAAGACCGGAUUCGGGCCCUACGAGCGGCUCCUGGAGGUGGUUUCCAGAACAUCGCCUGUCUCCGUAGCAAUGCCAUGAAACACCUUCCUAACUUCUUCCGCAAGGGCCAGCUGACAAAGAUGUUCUUCCUCUUCCCUGACCCACAUUUCAAGCGGACAAAGCACAAGUGGCGAAUCAUCAGUCCCACACUACUGGCAGAAUAUGCCUACGUGCUGAGAGUUGGGGGGCUGGUAUAUACCAUAACUGAUGUGCUGGAGCUACAUGACUGGAUGUGCACCCAUUUUGAAGGGCACCCCCUGUUUGAGCGUGUGCCUCUGGAGGAGCUGAGUGAAGAUCCCAUUGUGGGACAUCUGGGCACCUCGACCGAGGAGGGAAAGAAAGUUCUACGCAAUGGAGGAAAGAAUUUCCCAGCCAUCUUCCGAAGAAUACAGGAUCCCACCCUCUAGGCAGUGACCCCCAAUCCUACCCUUCCUGAUCACUGACUUUGCCUUUGCUGACUUUGCCUUAGUUGGACCCCAUCUUCCAGGGACUGGAAAGAAGACUGGGCCCUUGGACCUUCCCAGCUGAGCCUGCUAGGGCUGAGCAGCAAGAGUCUCUCAAAGAAGUUGAGGAACUGCCCAGGGCAGAACCCUGGAGUUCAUGACCAUCCCUGACUCCUCUCACCUUCUUACCCUUCCAGUGGCAGCAGAAAGCAAAAGCAGCUGACUGGGAAGGUCAAAAGGCCUUGGACCAGAAGGGAUCUUUGGAAGGGAGUGGAGUCUUGCUCUCCCUUAGCAGUCCCUUCUCCUGGGAUUUCUCCUUCUCAGCUGGAGUGAAGAACGCAGUUCUCCACUGUCCAUCUAAACUGCCUGCUAAGCUCAAAUCACCUGCCCACUCGUGUUUACUUUGCAGUUCAGGGGGUAACAUGUGUAUGUGUGCACAUCCCAUGCUGCUGUUUCUCAGGAAAGGCUAGAGUGUGUAUCGCUCCUGUCCUCUCCCUGCCUAAGACUUGACCUGUGGAAUCUGUGUUCCGUUUAUUGUUGCUGUCUCUGGAGAUCCUGGGAGGGUGUGGUGGUGGAGACCCUCUCCUUCAUGUUGACCUUUGCUUUGAUUCCAGAACUUCAGAGCUGACUUGCUGACACAGAGCAUGCCAGGGCCGGGGGCGCGGGAGUGAGGAGCAGACAGGUGAACUGGGGAGGAUUCUGAGGCUAAAAGUGGAAAGGGGCUGCUGACUAGAAAGCCCCACAAAGGGGACUGAGUCAGCUGGAGAUUCAGAGCACUCGCUUAGCCCUUGCUCUGUCCAGGAGCCCAGAUAAAUCUCUCAACUUUUAUAAUUUGCAAAAAGUUCCUUCAUUUCUGCUCCUCAAGCCCCAAAUUACCAUGGCUGGAAGGACAGGGCUUGUUGACGGAAAAGACCAACCCCCCUUCCCAAGGAAUAAAGAUGAAGGCUCCUGGAACCAUCUUAACCCAUUAA